AUGGCAGAAUUCGUUGAAUUUAGAUGCGAAGAAUGGGUUGGAGAAGUUGAUGUUAUGAAAAAAUUAAAUUUAUUCGAACCACAUGAAAUCAAAUCAUUAGUCACUAAAAGAAGAGAGCUUGAAUAUAAAAUAGAAAGAAGGAAAAAAUCCAAGGAGGAUUAUCUUAAAUAUAUUCAAUAUGAAGUUGAUUUGUUAAAAAUAAUAACUGCAAGACGAAAAAAAUCAGGUAUUAAAACAGGGGAAAAAAGCAUAGAGAGUCAAAUUGUCAAUAGAAUUAUUAAACUAUUCAAACAAGUGAUUUUUCGACAUCCCAGCGAUAUAAAACUUUGGAUGUCGUUAUUUAAAUUUUGUAAAGAUGCUAAAAAACAUUCCGUAGCGAGUAAAAUGUUAACUAAAAUGUUGCAAAUUCAUUCUAAUAAUGAAGAAUUAUGGAUAUAUGCAUCAGAUUGGGAAUUGGAGCAUUCAAACUCUUUUGAAAAUGCUAGAAAUUUUCUCACAAAAGGUUUAAGGCAUCAUCCAUCCUCUGAACUCCUUUAUAUGGAAUUAUUCAAAUUAGAAUUAAUGCACAUGACAAAUCAGAUAAAAAUAAAAGAAAUCAAAUUAAAAAAUGAUGAUUAUCAACCGAAUGAAAUAACUGAAAAUAUAAUCAAUGGAAAAAUAGUUGAAAUUGUUUUUAAUACAGCAGUUAAAGCCAUUGAAAAUAUAGAUUUUAAAGUGAAAUUAUUAAAACUUUGUAAAGGUGUAUCAAACAUAGAGGAUAUGAUAUUACAAUCCUUAAUACAAAAUCAUCCUUUUGAAGAAUUAACAUGGUACACAAUUGCCAAAAAAGAAUAUUUAGGUAAAAAAUGCAAUUGGAAAGUUUUAAUUGGAAAAGAUGAUGAUGGGGAAGAGAUUGAGGAAUCUGAGGACAAAGAGACGGAAUCAUUAAAAAACAGAAUCGAAAGAGUUUUGGAAAUUUACAAAGAAUCGUUGAAAAAAUUAAACACAGAUAAAAUGUGGGAAUAUUAUUUGAGUCAUUUACAUAAAAUAUGUAAUGCAAAUUAUUUGAAUUCAGAGUUGCGUGAUUUCACAUACAAAAUAUUUAUAGAAGGAAUGAAAGAUGGUUUGGAAGUGAACAAAGUAAGCGAAGAAAAUUUCAUGAAAUGGAUAGAAAUUAUGAAAAAAUUUAACAGAGAAUGCGAUGAAUUGGAAGAAGUGUAUUUAAAUGGUGUCGAAAAACAUCCCAAAAGUCUUACUCUAUGGUUUGAAUAUUUAAGAUUUACUCUCUGCAAGAAUGACGAGGAAAAAGGGGAAAAAGUUUUUAAAAAAGCAAUUAAAUAUUUACCGGAAGAAGUUUCCCUGUGGGAAUUGAUGAUUGAAUAUUUAAAAUUGAGCGAGUCACAUAAAACUGAGGAAAUUUUCAUGGAAGGAAUCGGUAUGGGUGGUCAAGUAUCGACAUAUUUAAAACCUCUUUAUUUGAAAUGGGUGGUGGAAAAGAAAGGUAUCGAAGAGGGGAGAAAAAUAUUCCAAGCCGCCGAAUUUCAACAUCCUCCAUGUUUGAAACUUUAUAAAACAAUGUGCGAUUUAGAAUCGGAUGAAAAAAAUUUUUCAUCGAGUCACAUAAGAAAAUGUCACGAUUUGGCUUGUUUAUAUUUCGGACGGGAUAAUCCGAGUGUUUGGUUAGAUAGUAUAAAAUGGGAAUUGGUUAAAGGUGACGUAACAAAAGUCCACGAAAUACACAGGAGAGCUUUGAAUAGUUUAAAACCGGAAAUGACGGAUAAAUUUUUAACGGAAUAUAAUUUUAUAAAAAUUAAUUUAUAA
Molecule: messenger RNA, 1800 nt
Organism: Pediculus humanus corporis (human body louse)
Lineage: Eukaryota; Metazoa; Arthropoda; Insecta; Psocodea; Pediculidae
Product: hepatocellular carcinoma-associated antigen, putative
Exons: 8
Coding region: 1-1800 (599 amino acids)
Biological process (GO): maturation of SSU-rRNA from tricistronic rRNA transcript (SSU-rRNA, 5.8S rRNA, LSU-rRNA)
Cellular component (GO): small-subunit processome; Pwp2p-containing subcomplex of 90S preribosome
Molecular function (GO): protein binding; snoRNA binding
Source: RefSeq, a predicted model, not a curated record